Olea europaea var. sylvestris is the source of this 2064-nucleotide messenger RNA. Its product is annotated as probable mediator of RNA polymerase II transcription subunit 26b. The record is from RefSeq and is a predicted model, not a curated record. NCBI's taxonomy places the organism in Eukaryota, Viridiplantae, Streptophyta, Magnoliopsida, Lamiales, Oleaceae. Bases 329 to 1711 code for a protein of 460 amino acids. The transcript is spliced from 9 exons. Gene Ontology annotation, cellular component: nucleus.
UGCCAUAAUAGUCUACAGAUAUAUUUAGAAAAAUUUCUUGGAUUUUUUUGGAUUUUUCUCAACAAACUUAAUCCCUUUCGAAAACUUGUAUUCAAUUCUGAUCUUCUGAAAAAAUUCAUUUUUUUUCUAUCUGAUAUAAAAAGAACCCACAAAAACGGAAGAUUCCAAUAAGAAUUCGAUUGAAAAUUCGGAUAUCUUGGAUUGUUUGUUCUCAUCAAGAUCGAGUUUUGACACAUUUGUGGUGAUUAAGACUCGAUUUUUUGAUCUGGUAUUUGACUAUUUCAUUCAGAAGGCUUUUUAAAUUGAAUUGAAUUUUAAUUUUUUCCCCAUGGGAAAUAGUUCGAAAAGUCUUGAUAAAUGGAGGGAGUAUUUCAGGAGUGCAAAUUCAGAUAUAUUUGAUAUAAUUGAGCAUUCAAUCAUGGUUGCAGCCUCUGAUUGUCCCAAUGACUUCAAAUUGAAAAGGGAUCGAAUUGCAGAAAUGCUUUUCACAUGUAAAGUGACAAAGUGUUUUGGUUGUGACAAAAUUGAAUUAUCAGUUCCAAAUGAUGACGAUGUUGAGAAAAUCGACGAAAAGUGCAAAAGUGGGAUUGAGGCUGGAGGGAGUAAAGAUACUAAAGAAAGCAAGGUGAAUUGCAGUAGAAAUGAUGAUAAUAGGGAGAUGACGGAGAUGAAUUUGAAUCAGGUUAGCAAUUACAGUUAUGGAGAAGCUGAGGCAUUGACAGAUGAAAUUGAGGAGGAGUCUCAAUUGUUUGAAGAAGUCUUAAGGAUCAAAGAUAUUCUUGACAAUAGUGAGGACGAGUCUGAUUCAUUAUUAUUUGACUCACUGAGGAAGCUUCAACUGAUGCCUUUGUCUGUGGAGACUCUGAAGGCUACAGAGAUUGGAAAAUCUGUCAAUGCUUUGCGGAAGCAUGGAUCAAAGGAGAUACGGAAUCUUGUACGGAUAUUAAUCGAAGAUUGGAAGGUCAUGGUUGAUGAAUUGGCUGCUGCUACGGCCGCUUUUGCAGCUGCAGAGGUUGCAACAGAAUCUGUGAAAACUUCUGUUGUUGAAGAAGAGGAAGGGCUUCCUUCUCCACCAAUGGAUGAAGGAGCGUUCUUUGCUACUCCUACAUCAAUGGAGCUGUCACAGUUCUUUGACGGCAUGGAUGAUGAUGGAAAUCCUCGAAACAGUGGGGAAUUCAACAAGAACCGUGAAAAUGGCAGAAAGCCAAGAACGGAGAAACCAAAUAUCCCGAAAAUGAAGCACCAGGUUACGUCUGAUUCGAGCACUCCUUCCCAGGACAGGAAGGCUGAACAAAAGAAGAAUCCAGAAGCUGUAAUGAAGAAACAAGCAUCUCUAAUUAAACCAAAUAAACCUCCAACUGGUGAAUCGGGGCCAGGAAGACCAAAACCGACUGGGGAACGGAGGGUUAAUAACGAGGUUAAGGUCCAACGGAAACCUGACAACAGCACGGUUCAGAGACGAUCAUUGGCUCCUCAACAAGAUAAACUAAGGUGUAGUAACGAUGAGUCUUCAGUUCGAGCAAAAUUAGAAGCGGCAAAGAGGAAACUCCAAGAACGAUAUCAAGAAGCAGAGAAUGCCAAGAAGCAGCGGACGGUACAGCUUGUGGGUUUGCAGGAUCUCCCAAAGCAAGAUCUUCCUCGGAAAAAUCAGCAAACAAGGCCCGGCAACAACAACAACAAUAAUAGGCAUUGGGCAAAUGGACGUCGCUAGAUACCUCUACUUACUUAAUUAGUUAUAUUCAUGCUUCGAGCUUUCACAAGUUGACCUAGAGGUGGAAAAUGCUCGUGAAUUCUCCAUUUAUUUUGUCCGAAGCUGCAUUCUAUUGAUUUUCAAGAAAAGAAGCAGCCGUAAAAUCGGGAGCGAUGAGCUCGUUUAAACUACUACAUCUAGCAUAGGGGGUUUUAGUUACCUGUCCUGUGAAUUUUAUUAUGUAGAGGAAGGUCUUGACAACAUUCUUUUCCCUAUUACUGUGACUAUUGGGACACAAUUUGCACACAAAUAAUUAUGUGCAUUUCUGUACAAACCAAUCCAAAUAAAGCAAAAGAAAAGUUUAGCAUUUCAAA